CAGACGUCACAUUGAACUAGCAUCAAGCGCAGAAACGUUAUGCUAACGCAUGAGCAUCAGCAGUUAUGUCAUGGUGCGACUGAAAGACUGGGCCAAGUCCACAGCGUUGAAAUAUAACUUCACAGCCGGUCUUCCCCAGCUCUCAUACUUCACUGUUCUGCAUCUCCUCAUCUACGUCUUAGCUACUUACCUUGCAUUAAAGUAGCCUAACCGAUUCAGUCGCAGCCUAGAACGCAGAUCCGUGUCGAACAUGUCGCUUUUUCAUCUUCCAGAACCACUGCCAUCAACAUCCAUCGCCCUUGGGCAAAUCACUACCAAUCCUCUAAACGCUUCUUCCGACUUCAUCAAGCCCUCAAUACCUACAGACUUCAUACAAAAGGCAAGCUGUUCGAAAAAAGAAAACGCAGAGUCCACAGCUCAACUUACCCUGACCGACCCAUCACAAGUCUUCGACACUUUGCGCAACGACACCACAACGCAGGACGUUCUCCGCAAGCUAUCGCAACAAAACAAGCCAAUUUACUUCGUCACCGGUCUCCAAACUUCCAAAUCCCCAAGUCACAAGCGCGCGACUGUGUCACACGAGCCCAUAACCGAGGCUACCGAGACCCCGCAAACCCAAGUCCAACUACCAUUCCGACGGGUAGACUCGGCAUCUAACAUGACAUCCUCUGGCGAAGAAGUUUCAGUCGUUGCAGUCGAGAUACUCAAAGUAAAAUGCCGCAUUGGCGCCGUGAAUGAACCACAUUGUAUUUCGGAUGUGGACUAUGUUUGGAGCUACCAUGCACUUGAGGGUGAAGACGAAGACUUGCAGCUAUCUAUUGGGCUAGGAAAAGCGGUGGAGGAACAUGAGUGGAAAGCUUUGACGGGUAGGAAAGAAGAACAGGAGGAAAAAGACGCUGAUCGCAACUGGUCUUACGAUUACGAAGACAGCGACGAUGGUCUCGGUGGGUUUUGAGCGGGGACUUCUGUAACCAAAACAUCAAUCCAAAAUCUUACACCCACAUAAUCAACAGGACUUUCUUCCAAGUUCCUCUAAUGUCUUCCACAAUUGGAAGACCG
Alternaria rosae is the source of this 1062-nucleotide messenger RNA. RefSeq lists its product as uncharacterized. The transcript has a single exon. NCBI's taxonomy places the organism in Eukaryota, Fungi, Ascomycota, Dothideomycetes, Pleosporales, Pleosporaceae. The record is from RefSeq and is a predicted model, not a curated record. The coding region runs from base 251 to 958 and encodes 235 amino acids.